AUGUCAAAUCACGGCUAUUCCCAAAACAAGUCGCAGGAUACGUGCCGGGCCGGUCAGACUGGUCAGAGUUUGUCGCACUGCACAUCGCCCACACUCGGAUCCGUCCCUGAACACCACCAACAUUCCUACUCGGGCGCCUCGUCGUCGUGGUCAGUUCCUUUCAUAGGCUCCCCCAAUGCCAGAUAUGAAACAUUCAAAAUAAGGCCGGGCUUGGGUCGAGGCAAAAGCUUUCUCAGAAGAUCGCGAGAAACAAUCAGCGACGAUGAGGGCUACGAUAUGUCAUUGCUGAAGUCGGCUGCUCCUCUUGGAUCGUCAGACCCUCAAGAUGCUGCCGCCGCUAACGAGCCUGUCGAGCCCGUCUUUGAUGUGUCGUUUUUUUCGGGGCCUAUGGGCUCUCAGGACGAGGAGUUUUUGCGGAACUUGCAACAGCAAGAAGCGAACGGCAAGUUGACAGGAGGCUUGGGGGCUGGCCUAGGCAUGAACCCCAACACGAGGAUCAAUGGUGAAGAGCUCUUGACUACCAGUCCCACUCUGAAGCGUAGCUUCUCCCGGUCCCUGUCAUUCAGGCAAAAACCCACCAUCAAAGGCCUGGGACAAACCGAGGCCAACAAGCGAGGCGAGGUGAUUGAGGUCAUCAUAGAAGAACCAUCAGAUAUCGAUUUGAGCUCGAUGGUCUGCCCGAGUCCCCUGGGUAUAGAUCCAAAUCAUAUGAGGCGUACAACACUUCCAGUGGCGCAGAGCAAGACGGAGGUAUUUUACCCUCAACCUAAUUGGAAGCCGUUCAGCAUGAGAUGGCCAUACCUACUAAGCCUUAUUCUGGUAUCGCUUGGCCUCUCCAUAGGCGUGGAGUUGUUGUGCCAGAAGUCGGCGCUGGAACCGUUGAUGAGAUUCAAGAGCGGCGAUGACAUCAGUCCUUUGGACUACUUCGUGCUGAAGUUUGUGCCAACGCUCAUAACCGUCUCGUAUGGUGUUUUGUGGCAAAUUACCGACAAUGAAGUAAAGCGACUUGAGGCUUUCUACCAGAUGAGCAAGGAAGGGGGGGCAUUGGCAGCGGAGUCCAUCAACGUCGACUACAUCACUCAAUUCAACUUCACGAGGCCAUUCCGUGCCUCCCAGCGACGACACUACGCGGUGGUUGUCUCAUCUAUCUCAACACUCCUGGCCGUCUCUUUGGUCCCGACCCUUGGCACUGCCUGUCUUGUCUUGAAUCCGAGCAGAGAAGAAAGAAGGCAGCGCAGUGAUGUUGAGAAGACCAUCAUAAUCAACCCUGUACUGUCUCGGCUUCUCUCUUCCGCCUUCGUGCUCCUAGCGCUGCUAGGAAGCGGGCUGUUAUACCAACUGCAGUCUCGACGUUCUGGCCUGCUCGCCGAUGUUAAGGGAAUUGCGGGGCUCGCUUCCAUGGCCGUUGUAAGUCAUAUCAUGACGGAUUUCAAAGACAUGGACGUGUCGAAGCCAAAGGACAUCCACUACAGGCUGAGAAACCAUCGCUACGUACUACGAAACUCCUCAUUGGCUCCAGACGAUGAAAACCCGCCAUCCACACAAGAGGCCGACAGAUACACAAUUUCGCACUUGCCGGAAAACCCUCACCCUCUCAUGCUGCGUGCCGAAGGUGGAAUGCCGUUUAUCUUCUCAAUUGCACUCUUCCUUGGUUUCAUUCCAUUGUUUCUCUUUACGCCAGUGAGCGUGUUGACGGAUAAAGCCCCCUGGGUGGUGACGGCACUUGCAGUCGCCAUCAAACUGAGCUGGGGAAGCCUGGAAACGGCCAUCCGUAUGAUGGAACCUUAUUACAUAUUGAGCAAGCGGCACGCGUCUGCGAAGACCCUCACGCUCGACUACACUGCUGUGCCGUUUGGCUACGUUGCUUUGAGAGCCCUUUGGAACAAGCACUGGAUGGUAGCCCUCGUGGGCUUUGGUACCGUUCUUGCCGAGACACUUACCAUCUUCGUUACGGGCCUAGCGACGGUCGAAGGCAAACUAUUUCUCGACAAGAUCCAAGCUCCGCCGGACCCAAAUCACGCCGGCGGCGGCCUAGGAUCCAAAACACCUGAUCAGUCGCUAAAUGGAGGCCAAGAAACCUUUCUUUCGGCCUCCGUCUCUGUAUUGUUCACCGUCUUCAUCCUGGUCUACAUGGCUUUUGUCUCAACUAUAGUCUUCACGAGAAGAAGACAUCCUUUCCUGCCCAGACAGCCAAACACCAUCGCCAGUGUACUCGCCUUCAUGCACCAGAGCAAGAUGCUCUACGAUUUCGUUGGUACGGCCAAGUUCAGCAACGCUGAAAUGGUGCGCAAGCUUGAGGGAAUUGGCAAAACGUACGGGCUGGGCUGGUUUGAGGGCCGGGACGGCCAGACGCAUUGUGGUGUCGAUGAAGAGGAGUUGACGGGAAGCUACAAACACGGUAUUGACUAUUCCCAGGGGAAUAAGCCGUGGGAUACGGAGUGGCAGACAUUCUAA
Messenger RNA from Pseudomassariella vexata, 2454 nucleotides. RefSeq lists its product as uncharacterized. The transcript is spliced from 2 exons. Bases 1 to 2454 code for a protein of 817 amino acids. NCBI's taxonomy places the organism in Eukaryota, Fungi, Ascomycota, Sordariomycetes, Amphisphaeriales, Pseudomassariaceae. The record is from RefSeq and is a predicted model, not a curated record.